AUGCAUUCAACUCCUAAACAUCCUCCAAAAGGAUAUCUUUCUUCGAAGCUAGCGUCCUCUGCUAGAUUAGCCAAUCACAUUUUCGAAUUAGUUUCAAUAUAUGGAAUAUCGAAAACUCUUCACAGAAAGCCUGCAAUUUUUAUUGAAGAUUCGAAAUAUCACUCUCUUGUCAAUGGAGUUCGAAAAGUGAUGCCUGGAUUAUUGAACGAAUUUCAAAUUUUCGAUAGACCAGUCUUUCCAGAAGCAAAAAAUGAGUUGAUCAGUCAAAAAUGUUGCGUAUUUGAUAAUCCAUCAAAAUUGGAGAAUAUCACAAGCAAAUACUUGCAUUUGACUGGGCACUUUUAUCAGAACAUGUAUUCACAUUCGAAGAACGGACUUUGUCGAUGGACAGCAUCAUUCUUCGAACGUUACAUUUAUUAA
Molecule: messenger RNA, 420 nt
Organism: Caenorhabditis remanei
Lineage: Eukaryota; Metazoa; Nematoda; Chromadorea; Rhabditida; Rhabditidae
Exons: 4
Coding region: 1-420 (139 amino acids)
Source: RefSeq, a predicted model, not a curated record